Molecule: messenger RNA, 1119 nt
Organism: Physeter macrocephalus (sperm whale)
Lineage: Eukaryota; Metazoa; Chordata; Mammalia; Artiodactyla; Physeteridae
Gene: FAM133A
Product: family with sequence similarity 133 member A
Exons: 4
Coding region: 379-1119 (246 amino acids)
Source: RefSeq, a predicted model, not a curated record
UCCCAGACGCUCCUUGGUUGCUGAGGCAGACACCCCUGGAAGACGUUUUUUCCCCCUCAAAAUUCUAUCUUUAUAGUUUUAUAAUUACAAAAAAAAAAAAAAAAAGCUUAGAUAUGAGGAUUCUUUUCUGCAAAAGAACAACUCCCUUGGUACAACCAAAAAGACCAGUGUUUACUUUUCAUUAAAAGUGGAAGAACCUGGAAAGCAGAUUGGAAAGAAGUAGCUGGAAAAGUGAGAGGAAAACUGAAUGUUUGUAAUCUUGGAAGCCAUUUGAGAAUGGAGCCCACUUGGUAUACUAGCAGAUGAAGAAUUUAAGGAGGAUGUCUAUCUUUAUUCUCUUUAGCAACUGAGAGUCGGCUCUGGGAACCAUCAGGCACCAUGGGGAAGCGGGACAAUCGGGUGGCCUAUAUGAAUCCUAUAGCAAUGGCCAGAUGGAGGGGCCCAUCUCAAUCUGCAGGCCCAACAAUACAAGAUUAUCUGAAUCGACCAAGGCCCACCUGGGAAGAAGUGAAGAAACAAUUAGAAAAUAAAAAGAAAGGCUCCAAGGCAUUAGCUGAAUUUGAAGAAAAAAUGAAUGAGAAUUGGAAGAAGGAACUAGAAAAAAGCAGAGAGAAAUUAUUAAGUGGAAAUGAGAGCUCAUCCAAAAAAAGAGAAAGAAAGAAAAAGAAAAAGAAGAAAUCUUGUCAAUCUUCUUCUACAUCAAGCUCUGAUUCUUCAAGCAGUUCUUCAGAUUCUGAGGAUGAGGAAAAGAAACAAGGAAAAAAGAGAAAGAAAAAGAAGAACCGGUCAUACAAAUCAUCAGAAAGCUCUACAUGUGAAUCUGAAUCAGAGAGCAAAGAAUCUGUAAAAAAGAAAAAGAAGUCAAAGGAUGAAACAGAGAAAGAAAAGUAUAUUAGAAGUCUCAGCAAAAAAAGAAAGAAGACUUGUCCUGAGGAUAAACCUUUAUCAUCGGAGUCCUCAUCAGAAUCAGAUUAUGAAGAGGAGGUACAAGCAAAAAAGAAGAGAAGACGUGAAGAGCGAGAAAAAGCAACGGAAAAAGCAAAGAAGAAGAAGAAGAAACAGCACAAAAAACAUAGUAAGAAGAAGAAAAAGUCAGGUUCAAGCCACAAGUCCGGAUAA